GGUUGGUUUUCUGUUGGGUUUACGUCAUGAAAUCAGUGUUUAUUUUCUCUGUUGGUUGAGGUUUCUCUCUGAAUACAAUAAGGUAUCGCCUUUAGGAUGACGGGCUAUGAUUGGGUAAAAUACAUUUCAUCGUGCUUGUGUUGCGCCACAUGAGUAACUUGCGCCAAGUUCCUUAGUUUUGAGGUUAGUUGAUUUUUGAAAACCAUGUCCGCCGGUUUGGGUGUUAUUUUAGGACAAACGAAAAAUCUCUUCUCGUAUAACACGAAAAGUUUGCUUCUGCGUUACGUCCAGACCAGCGAAAAUGUCAACCCUAAAAAAUACACUGCUUCUAUAUUAUUGCCGCAAACAAAGUUUCCGAGUAGAAUUAGUGGCAAGAAACGAGUCGACAUGGAUAAAUAUUUACUAGAGAAAUGCGGAUUCUCCGAACUCUAUAGUUGGCAACGGGCUAAUCUUUCUGAACCUGACUUUGUCUUGCAUGAUGGACCGCCCUAUGCCAAUGGGAAUCUACACAUGGGUCAUGCCAUAAAUAAAAUACUCAAAGAUAUAACAAUUAGGAGCAAGAUUAUUCGUGGACAGAGAGUGCAUUUUAUACCAGGUUGGGACUGUCAUGGCCUUCCCAUUGAAAUGAAGGCUUUGAUUUCAUUGAAAGAAAGUGCAAUGAAUUUGACGUCUGUUGAAAUUCGGCAAAAGGCUCAAAAAUAUGCAAACGAAGCUAUUUCACAGCAACGGGAUGUAUUUAUGUCAUGGGGUAUUAUGGCAGAUUGGAAAGAAUCUGGUUGUUACUUUACACACCAUACGUCGUAUGUUAUAAAUCAGUUACGCCAAUUCAUAACCUUGUACGAAAAAGGCCUUGUAAACAGGGAUUUUAAACCAGUUUAUUGGUCACCGUCAUCAAGAACAGCCCUGGCAGAAUCUGAGUUAGAAUACAAUGAGCAACAUGUAAGUAAAAGUGCUACCAUCAGGCUGCUUUUGGAUGUUCUACCUCCAGCUUUGGAAUCAUUGAAAGGGCACCCAGUCUAUGCCCUUACAUGGACAACCACUCCUUGGACAUUGGUGGCCAAUGAAGCCAUUGCAUUUGCCGAAGAUGUCAAGUAUUGUGUUGCAGAGGAUAGUGAGAUGAAUUUUUACAUUGUUGCCGAAAAUUUACUGAAUAAAAUUCAAGAAAAAAUCGGAAUUCUGAAGCCAUCAAUAACGAUAACAGGAACUGAGCUUCGUGGAGGAAGAUAUCUACAACCAAUAACAGGUUUAAGUUCACCAUUUGUACCAGGAAGUCACGUUACAACCGCAAAGGGAACGGGCUUAGUUCACAUAGCCCCAGGGCAUGGAAUGGACGAUUUUCUUAUUGGUUUAGCAAACAAAUUACCCGUGUUAUCGCUUGUGGACGAAAAUGGUUGCUAUACCGCCGAUGCAGGUCCUGACCUUGUUGGCCUAAAUGUCUUAAAUGAAGGCGGCAAAGCCAUCUUGAAUAAAAUACAAAGUAACGUGGUCCACACUGAAAACUAUCAACAUAGCUAUCCAUAUGACUGGCGUACUAAAGAGCCAGUUAUUGUAAAAGCUAGCAAACAAUGGUUUAUUAAUACCAGUGCUCUUAAACAGCAGGCACUAGAUUCUCUGCAAAAUGUAUCGGUGUACCCAGUAUGUAAUAGUGCAUCUUCUACCAAUAGUUUGACACAACAAGUGAAGAUGAGACCUUAUUGGUGUAUCUCGCGUCAGAGGGUAUGGGGAACACCAAUACCAGUUUUAUAUUACAGAGAUACUGGCGAUAUAAUUACAAAUAGAGAUUGGAACGAAAGAUUGUGUCACUUGAUGCAAAAAUAUGGUCUUGAUUGCUGGUGGGAAUUACCUAUUGAAAAAUUAGCUGGUAAAAAACUCUUACGGGAACUUGGAGUCGAUGCUUCUGAGUUGGAGAGAGGCCAGGAUAUUUUAGAUAUUUGGUUUGACAGUGGCAUAUCUUGGUCCACAGUAUUACCUGAUGGAAAAGCUGACCUGUACCUAGAGGGAAUCGAUCAAUUUACUGGCUGGUUUCAAUCGUCCUUACUGACAUCCAUAGCACUUCAAGGUGCUGCUCCUUACAAGUCUUUAUUUGCACAUGGAUUUGCAGUAGAUGACAAAGGUCAUAAAAUGUCGAAAUCACUGGGGAAUGUGAUUGAUCCUGAAGAAGUUACUCGGGGUGGUGAAGAUCUAAAGAAAAAGCCAGCUUAUGGUGUAGAUACUUUACGCUGGUGGGUAGCAAGCCAUGGCACUCAACAUACGCUAGUUCCUGUUACGGAGAAGUUGUUGAAGGGAAGCGCAGAGUCCGUUCAAAAACUCAGAUUGAUAUUUCGUUUUCUCUUAGGUGCUCUGCAUCCAUAUCCUUGUGAUACUCCUAUAGAACCGGAAUACCAUUAUCUUGAUAAAUAUUUGUUACAUCAACUUUAUCAUUACGAUAAACGGAUUGAAACAUUAUACAGUAAUUACGAAUACCACAAUGCCUGCAGAGUUAUUAUACAUUUUGUGGCAAAUACAGUAUCAGCAUUAUACUGUCAUUUAAUUAAAGACAGGUUGUAUUGCAAUAGCAUAAAUUCAUCUCAUCGAGCUGGCGCUGUGGAUGUUAUCAGCGAAAUACUGGCUGUUUUAACAAGAUCGUUAGCCCCAAUACUUCCGCAUUUAGCAGAAGAGGUCUGGUUACACCAUCCUGAUAAUCUCGCCUCUGUGCCCCUAUUUCAUAGUGCGCACAAUUUACCAAAAGACUGGGACCAACCGAGCGUAGCUAAGGUGAUAGAAAAUGCGUUAGACAUAAAAGCUGCAAUUACUAAACUUGCAACAAUCAACACCUGGGAAUUGGCAGCUACGAUUACGCUGAAUCCAGCACAGUAUUCCAUAGUCACGGCUUUGCAGAAAGAUGAAAGUUCUACGACAUCUCAACUGUGUGAGUUAUUCCAACUUUCUGCAAUUACCUUAAUAGCAAAAGAUGGUAUCGAAGAUGCAGUAAUAGAUUUAAAACCAAUCGAAAAAUCACUGUGCGCACGCUGUUAUCGGUAUCCAGAACCACAACCAGGGAAACUUUGUGCUCGUUGCGAUGAUAUUAUAAGUCACCUUUCAACAUAACUAAAAUAAAUUACGUCAAAUGUUUAUAAUUUUUGUAUAUAAAUAUACAGCAUAUGAAAAAAUAGUUGACUUAUUGUGAAAAGGCUUUGCUGUUUCUACAGAACAAUAAUUACAUUCAAUAUCCUUUUCACAACGAGUUGGCUAAUUCUAGUCAUUGUAAGAAAUUUAAUAAAUACUCGCUUCUUUUAACAUUUGUUUUAUUUAGGGACAGUAUUACAAGAAACGUUUACAUGCAGCUGGACAAAUCGUGAUUUAAGCGAAUUUAAACAUGAUCGAUGAUAAUUUUUAUACUUCAAAGAAGAAUAGUUAUUACGUACACACAUUGCGUGAGAUUUAUGUAACAAUUCUAACAACGUAUCAAUUAUUUAUUAGCAUCUGCCUCACCACAAUAUCCAUAAUAAAUGUUCAAGAUCGUAUUACUGAAAUACAAUUAUGAAUUGCCCUAUUUUUCAAUAUUAUUAAGUAUUUUUGUUCACUAUACAAAAAUAAUUCAAAUAUUGUAUUAUACAAGCCCAAGUUAACACAAAACCAAUCCUAGUUAUGAGUCAUUUAUCAUAUAAGAUUGAAGCUUGGACAACAUUUACAUAUUCGAAAAACUGAUUCAUAAAAAAAUAGAGUCUGAUAUUUUAUGUUUCGAUACUACUUAUGAUACUACUUCUGCUUUAGCUGCUUACUAAAAUAAUUUGGCUCAAAGCGAGGUGGUUUCAAAAUACAAGAAUAAAUUUUUUUCUCAUCAAUACAUGCAUUUCGGGAAAUUUCAGAAUACUCAAUAAGAAUAUUAACUCAAUUUGCGAUGCAGUUAUGAAUAUCAAAUAUUUUUUGUAUAGGGCUUGAAAUACCUGCGUAAGGUUAGGUUUGCAACCGACAAUUUCAGCUACGUCAAAUAAUUUCAUGCAAGUAAGGAAGAAAUUGCUAAAUAAUUGAAUGCCUAUUUUUCCAACUUAUGUUCACAGGAAUUGCAGUCAUCUUGCGCCUAGUAACUUUGUAAAGCGUACAUAUAUUUCUGAUUUUUCUAUUUUGGCCAGCUACCAACAAUAGAAUACAAGUUUAACUUUAACAAGACCUUACAUUACUAAAAGCUAACUUAGUCAACAAGCUAUGUAUCCAUAUACAUUCUUUAAUAAUUCUCAACAACAGUGACAAUUCCUAUUUGUUAAAUAAGUAUUGUUUCAUACUGAAAUUUUUAGACGUAAUUCGUGUUCAACUAUUAUUGAGAAAAUGCUACAUUAAAUAUUGAAGAAGCACCAUCGCACACAUAACUGUCUAGUACCUACAAUUUUAACAGUGCUGCACUUUUAUUCAAACAUAAUUAUUCACCAACAACAGGCCAAGAAAUUAUAAUAAGUUCAACAUAAAAUAUGCACUUUGCUAAAAAAAUAUGGUUAAAGUAAUGUUAAUUUAACUAAUAAGUAGGGGAAAAAUGCAGCCCGCACUGCAACCGUGACAGAUUUACCUUCAGUUGAGUUAGUGUUAUGAUCUUUGGACCUUGCAAAGAUUACAUACUUAGUAUUAAAUCAAUGUAAUUAUUAAUUGCCAUCGAAAACUGGGAAGCGUCACAGCACAAUUCACCAUGCACUAUGUGAAACUCAACACUGAUUCUGAAGUUGGCGUCAUCGCGGCGGAGCUAAUGCCCAAAAAAUUAGGAAACAUUGGAGAUUUUUCUGGAAAUUUGAAGCCACUUUCCGAAAUGUCUGAGCGUGCUGUAUCAGCAGUUAAUAUUUCACCUGUAGUUAAGGCAGAUCGCAUGUCAGUGCUCAUUUCAGAUAAAGGGGUAUCCAUACACUGUUGUAGUUGUGACAUGCUACUACUCACUGACAGAGGGAAAUUAUCUGUGGAUAUCUCUGUUUUCUUGAAGAGCUGAACAGAGGGAGACGUUUGUACCGAGAGCUGAUCUACCUCUAGUCAUAUAUUCACUACAAUGUAUCUGUUGUUCUCUGAGCUGUCCUACACUUAGGCAAACUCGUACAGCCGGAUAGGAAGUCGCCAAGACACCGCACAGCGGAUUCUGACAGAUGUAAAUAAUUUUUAUAAUCAAGUACAAUGUCAAAAACAAAAUUUAAAUUGCACGCUUUACGUUUAAAUUGCCUUAUAUCAAAAAAAUUCACCUUUGGAUCACAGAUCUUCAGAAGUCUGACUGCUUUCCCACAUUGCAGUAUAGAAUCCGUUAGUUCUCCUAAGAAGCCAGGUACUGAUUUAUGGUUUAUUAAGAAACCCUUUGUCCAAAACCUAUGUCCCCGUUGCCUCAGGUACUGCGGCUUUACUUUGAUCAUAAAUUCUCCGUAUAUAUCAUCACAGACACCUUCAAAUAACCACUUUUGCAGAAACC
This is a messenger RNA of Neodiprion virginianus, 5413 nucleotides long. RefSeq names its product isoleucine--tRNA ligase, mitochondrial (gene IleRS-m). Gene Ontology annotation, molecular function: tRNA binding; isoleucine-tRNA ligase activity; ATP binding. The transcript is spliced from 17 exons. The coding region runs from base 205 to 3087 and encodes 960 amino acids. Gene Ontology annotation, biological process: isoleucyl-tRNA aminoacylation. Gene Ontology annotation, cellular component: cytosol. NCBI's taxonomy places the organism in Eukaryota, Metazoa, Arthropoda, Insecta, Hymenoptera, Diprionidae. The record is from RefSeq and is a predicted model, not a curated record.